CGCGGUGGCAGCGGCAGCAGCGGCGGCUCCGGGGCCCGGUACCGGUACCGGGGGAUGUCGGGACCGGGCGGGCCGGGCCCCGGUGGCGGGAAGGUGGAUAUUAACCGUGCCGGUGUCGCUGAGCUGGAGGGAGCGCUUAGCGGCAUCGGACGCCGCCGGGCCCGCGGGAUCGUCAGGAAAAGAGAGGAGCUGAAGGGUUUCAGCUCUCUGGAUGAUCUCCUGCACGUCAAGGGCAUCACCACCCGCAUCCUGGAGCUCAACAGCCAACGCAUCACCUGCCAGCGCCCCAGCAGCCCUGGGGACAGCACAGCUCUGCCCCAGGUGGACUCCCAGGAGGAUGUUCCGGGCACCUGGGAGCCAGAACCCCCCGGGAAAGACAGCACUGGGGGGGACAACUCCAGUGGGCAAGGGGCUCAGGAGCCCCCCCUCAGCUCCAGGCUGUGCAGCCACCAGGAGGAGGAGGAGGAAGAAGAGGAAGAGGAGGAGGAGGAGGAGAGCUGCUGCAGCGAGGAGGGGGAGGACAGCACCAAUCUCUACCUCUACUACAGCCUGGGGGAGCGCUGGGUCGAGUACCUGCAGCGCAGCCAGGACGGGGGGCUGCUGCGGAGAGCCCGGGCCAAGAUGAAGAGGAAGUCAGAGAACGGUCUGGACAGCCGUGCCCUCUCCCCGGGCAAGAAGCUCUGCAAGGGCUCUGAAUAUGGCAGGACACUGGGUCCCUGCACCCCCAGCCCCACCACCACCUUUGGGGACCUGCGCAACGCCAAGGCAGGGGGCCCGGCCCGGCGCCGCCACAUCCCCUCGGUGCUGCCCCCCCCCGAGCUGCAGGACUGGCUCCGAACCUUCCAGAGGUGGAGUGGCCCUGAGAAGCUGCUGGCUCUGGACGAGCUGAUCGACCGCUGCGAACCCUCCCAGAUCAAGUACAUGAUGCAGGUGAUUGAGCCCCAGUUCCAGAGGGACUUCAUCUCCCUGCUGCCCAAGGAGCUGGCCCUCUAUGUCCUCUCUUUCCUGGAGCCCCGGGACCUGCUCCGUGCUGCCCAGACCUGUCGGUACUGGAGGGUCCUGGCUGAGGACAACCUGCUCUGGAGGGAGAAGUGUCGGGAGGAAGGGAUCCAGGAGCCGCUGUCGCUGCGGAAGCGUCGGGCGCUGAGCCCCGGGUUCCCCUACAGCCCCUGGAAAUUCGCCUUCCUCCGGCAGCACCGGAUCGACGGGAACUGGCGCAGUGGUCCCCUCCGGGCACCCAAGGUGCUGAAGGGACACGAUGACCACGUCAUCACCUGCCUGCAGUUCUGUGGCAACCGCAUCGUCAGUGGCUCUGAUGACAACACACUCAAGGUCUGGUCGGCUGUCACUGGGGAGAUGAGGGACAGCAUCGUCAUCAGCGGCUCCACCGACCGCACCCUGAAGGUGUGGAACGCGGACACGGGGGAAUGUGUCCACACCCUCUAUGGCCACACCUCCACCGUGCGCUGCAUGCACCUCCACGGGAACAGGGUGGUCAGUGGCUCCCGGGACGCGACACUGCGGCUCUGGGACAUCGAUUCAGGGCAGUGCCUGCACGUGCUGAUGGGACACGUGGCCGCCGUGCGCUGCGUGCAGUACGAUGGCCACAAAGUGGUCAGUGGGGCCUACGACUACACCGUGAAGGUCUGGGACCCCGAGAGUGAGAGCUGCACCCACACCCUGCAGGGACACACCAACCGUGUCUACUCCCUCCAGGUGAGCACAGCCCUGGGCCUGACCCACCCCCCCUUGCUGGUCCCAGCCAGGAUCUUGGUGGCCACCUUGGCCACCUGGGCACCUUCUGGCUCCUAUUCAGUGCUGUCGGCAGCUCCCCAGAAGGUGAAGGUCCGUCCCAUCCAUGGUUCCAGCAGUGGACAGGAGCAGACACUUAAUAAACCACGUAAAGAACAGAGGGAGCAGGAAGAGGACUUGGGUGGUGAACACCUCCAGCCCUCAGCAAGUGAAGUGCUGGGAGCUCCUGAGCCAGAGCUUCCACCCUGA
Molecule: messenger RNA, 2001 nt
Organism: Calypte anna (Anna's hummingbird)
Lineage: Eukaryota; Metazoa; Chordata; Aves; Apodiformes; Trochilidae
Product: F-box/WD repeat-containing protein 7
Exons: 12
Coding region: 55-2001 (648 amino acids)
Biological process (GO): proteasome-mediated ubiquitin-dependent protein catabolic process; ubiquitin recycling
Cellular component (GO): nucleus; cytoplasm
Molecular function (GO): ubiquitin binding
Source: RefSeq, a predicted model, not a curated record